CUUUCUUUGUACAAGUAUUUUCACCUUCUCUGCUUCUGCUCCACCAUCUAUCUCCCUCUCUCUUCAAUGGCUUUUCCUUCUGCCCUUUUCAUCUUUGUCCUUCCCCUUUUCCUCGUCAUCUCUCCCACCCUCUCAACCAACUCUGAAGGAAAUGCUUUGCAUGCUCUGAGAAGCAGACUUUUUGACCCCAAAAAUGUUCUGCAGAGCUGGGACCCUACUCUGGUUAAUCCUUGUACUUGGUUUCAUGUCACAUGUGACUCCAACAACCAUGUUGUUCGUUUGGAUUUGGGUAAUUCUAACAUCUCUGGAAGCUUGGGACGGGAGCUUGGUGAACUCAAGCACCUGCAGUACUUGGAAUUAUAUAGGAACAAUAUAAUUGGGAAGAUCCCAAAGGAGUUAGGUAAUUUGGAAAGCCUUAUAAGCAUGGAUCUCUAUGGCAACAAGUUUGAGGGAAAAAUCCCCAAGUCCUUUGCGAAGUUGAAGUCUUUAAGAUUUUUACGACUAAAUGACAACAAGCUGACAGGAUCAAUUCCCAGGGAACUCACAAAACUAUCCAAUCUUAAAGUUUUUGAUGUUUCUAACAACGAUCUUUGUGGAACAAUUCCGGUUGACGGCCCAUUUGGCAGUUUUCCCAUGGAAAGUUAUGCAAACAACAAGCUGAAAGGACCUGAGCUGAAAGGAUUGGUGCCGUAUGACUUUGGAUGCUGAAAAAAGACUUAUGCUUGAUUAGCUUCAAAUGCUGAAGAUCAACAAAUUACAGGAACCCCUUAAAACGUAUCUUUGGAUUGUGUACUGUAGCAGUGAAAAAAGUAUUGUAGAACAGCGCAAGUUUCAAGAGGUAUUAACAGGUUUAAUAAAGCUAGAAGUGAAACAAGAAGUUGUAAUCUCACCUGGCAGAUCCUGCUGAUCUGAAGAUGAAAUAGAGGUUGCUUUCAGUGUAUUGGUAUUUGGCAUGCCUUGUGUGCUAAUAAAAUUGUGGUAUACAUGCCUUUACAUCCUUAUAUUGCCUGUCUGGGCUUGAGAAUGGAGUUAGUAAAGACUAGAUUUUGUUGUUUA
Messenger RNA from Coffea eugenioides, 1056 nucleotides. RefSeq names its product leucine-rich repeat protein 2-like. NCBI's taxonomy places the organism in Eukaryota, Viridiplantae, Streptophyta, Magnoliopsida, Gentianales, Rubiaceae. Bases 67 to 708 code for a protein of 213 amino acids. Gene Ontology annotation, molecular function: protein binding. The record is from RefSeq and is a predicted model, not a curated record. The transcript is spliced from 7 exons.